Messenger RNA from Plodia interpunctella (Indianmeal moth), 947 nucleotides. Its product is annotated as fork head domain-containing protein FD4-like. The record is from RefSeq and is a predicted model, not a curated record. The transcript has a single exon. Gene Ontology annotation, biological process: anatomical structure morphogenesis; cell differentiation; regulation of transcription by RNA polymerase II. The coding region runs from base 119 to 850 and encodes 243 amino acids. Gene Ontology annotation, molecular function: RNA polymerase II cis-regulatory region sequence-specific DNA binding; DNA-binding transcription factor activity, RNA polymerase II-specific. Lineage: Eukaryota; Metazoa; Arthropoda; Insecta; Lepidoptera; Pyralidae.
GUCGAGUUGCAUCUCGUUAUCAUUCUGACGGGCGGAGGGAGCGCGGGGCGGAGUCCCCGGGCGCUCCGCCCCGCCGGCACGCCUGCCGCGGCCGCGGCGCUCGCUCAAAGCACAAAACAUGCCGCGACCGUCGCGCGAUUUCAACGGCGACCAAAAACCACCAUUCUCCUACAUAUCGCUCACAGCCAUGGCGAUCUGGAGCUCGCCGGAGCGCAUGCUCCCGCUGUCGGAGAUCUACCGGUUCAUCACGGACCGGUUCCCGUACUACCGGCGCAACACGCAGCGCUGGCAGAACUCGCUGCGGCACAACCUCUCCUUCAACGACUGCUUCGUGAAGGUCCCGCGCCGGCCGGACCGGCUCGGGAAGGGCGCCUACUGGACCUUGCAUCCGCAGGCCUUCGACAUGUUCGAGAACGGCUCGCUGCUCCGCAGGCGCAAGAGGUUCAAGCUGCACAAGGAAGAGAAGGACCAUCUCAGUACAGAGCUGGCUGCGUUAGCUAAUAUCAAUUAUUUAUUUCUCGCGAAUCAAAACAAUAGGAUCCCAACAACAUCGGCAGAGAUAUCUUUGGAUGUGGAAGUUCCUUGCUUAUCAUUAGUAAAAAAAGACGAGAAGAAGAAGAAAUCCUUUACUAUAGACAGUUUGCUAGGUAGUGAGCACGUGGUCGAGGACAAUGAGAAUGGUGAUGAGAGUGAUAUGUCGGUGGUUCCGUACCCAGCAGGGGCCCUGGCUGUGGCGGCCGCAAUGUGGCCGCUCCAGGUUGCCAUGUUUCGAUACGUUCCUUUUGGCUUGAAUUCUAGUCUGCCUGAGGUAUAUCAUCAAAUUCGUCAAGCAUUUUUAGAACCGCGAUAGCUAAGUUGAAAGGUAGGGAUUUUUUCAUAAUAUUGAGAUAGAUAAUAAAUUUAGAAUAGAUGUAAAAUAUUGUCUCCUUAUAUACAAUUAGGUAAAU